AUGGCAUCCACUAAUCUCCCACCGAUCAUGCUAGACCAUCUUUAUUCCAUGGAUGACAAUCUUAAAGCAGGAGGGCCCUUUUUACUACUUGAAGAAGCCCGUGAGAAUCCUGUUGUCAAUGAUGAGCCACCGCCUGAAAUUGAUCCUAUAAUUGAAACUGCUUCCAUAUCCAGGUGUUGUAUUGAGAAGGGCCUGUUUCCAGCCAUUCCCUUAUUCUUCCAAUAUCUCUGUAGCAUCAGUAAGGGUUGGUCAGAGUGGGUUGACAGUGAGCUGCUCGAUCCAUCUACUUGCGACAUUUUGCGCAGGGCACAGGUUCUUAAUGCCAUCUUUCUUUCCAAGUUGUGGGAUAUCCAUAUUGAAGCAAAGAUGCUUCGCCAUGUGGUCCGAAGGUGGAGCGCUGCUACUCACACCUUUAUAUGUUCAUGGGGGGAAUUUACCCCUACUCUUGAGGACGUGGCAAAUAUCUCUUGUCUCCCAGUUCGUGGCGAUCGGAGUCCAUUUGACAUCGCUCUUACCCCGGAAGAAAUAGACAAGCUUGUAGUUUUACGAAGAGGUGCCCGACUUCCCCCCGCACCUCGCUCCGAUUUAGCAACUUGA
This is a messenger RNA of Prunus armeniaca (apricot), 597 nucleotides long. NCBI's taxonomy places the organism in Eukaryota, Viridiplantae, Streptophyta, Magnoliopsida, Rosales, Rosaceae. The record is from the annotation of a GenBank genome assembly.